UUCAGAGAUCAGAAAUGUUAGCAGUGUCGUAGCUUUACCUUUCCUCAUCAUUUUUUUUAUAAUAUCUACAAUUCCAGUACGUACUAUUCUUUAUUCAUUAUUCAUUAUUAUUUGAUGGUUUUAAAAACAACAUGUUAUGCUGGAACAAUCAAACUGUGUGAACGUUAUAGUAUAUUUGCUGUAGUUACUCUCUCUCUUUGAACAAUUUGCUCCAAAACUUUAACCUUUACCUAAUUAUAAUAAUAAUAAUUAUUAUUAUUAUUAGUAGUAGUAAUAAUAAUAAUAAUGCCACUUCAACACUUUACUUCACUUUGUCCCUAUGGUUUUUCUUUUUUCUAUUUACUGUGAGAGCAGCUGUGAGACUUUUUGGUUGUAAACUUUCUUCUCCUAAACGGUACCACUUUACCUUCAAUUAUUGACCUGUGAUUGUGUUGUUAUAAAUUGUCGACUUUCUUCUCUGUAUGUUCUCAUAAAUGACACAUUUUCCUCUCCUAAAACUGUGACUUUUUUUUUCCAGACACUACGUAUAAUUUACGGCUUUUUAUUCAAAUGAACAUACGGCGUUUUUGUUUUGUUUUUAAAUAUAUGAACGUACGAAUUUAUUUUGACAAACCAAUAACUUUAUUCUCAUCAUAUUUGUCAUUUAUUCUUAUAUGUUUGACCCCCCCUCACCCCCCCAUCCCUUCUCCCUCCCCCCUCCCCUCGUAUCGUCUGAUAUCGUGUCCCUCAGUGUUGCUGUUGAGAGUUUCCUUUUCCAGAAAGAAGACGGACGGUGGUGGGAAGGACGGAGGCGUCUCUUAGUUCAGGAGGGACUGGAGGAACGUCACGGACCACGGAGGCUGUGAAGGUCUGUCUGGUCGGAGGAGAACCACAGUCAGAGAGAAGUUCUCCACGGAUCCUCCAUCACACCACACCACACCGAGCCCCAGCGACCAUGCCGUCUGCCGCAGCUGUGCUGUUUCUCCUCGUCCCUGUCAUCGCAGGAACACCGUUCCACCACAGUUGGUACCACAACAGUGGCCAGUCCGGCACCGACUCACGGCACAGGAAUAGGAACUGGUGCGCGUACGUCGUGCACAAGAACGUGAGCUGCGCCGUGGUUGGAGGUUCGGAGAGUUUCGUUCAACCUGAGCUGUUACCGUGUCCGCCCGAACUGCCGCACUGUCAACAACAAGUCAUAUACCGGACUCACUACAGACCCGUCUAUAAGAUCGGCUACAAGGUCAUAACAGAGCUGGAGUGGAGGUGUUGUCCCGGCUACCAGGGCUUCGACUGCAGGGAGGUGAAAGACCUGAGGCUACUGCAGGAGGCGCACUCACCUCAGACGUCCUCUGUUGCUGGACACAUUCCUGGUUCACGAGAACAGGGAACAGGGAACGCCUGGAGAAACCACCCGUGGAGGGGGGGCGGGCAGUUUGAAGGUCAGACAGGUUCGAGGGCAGCAGUAGCCGCAGUUCCAGCAGCACCAGCACCAGAAGCAGCAUCAACAGCAGGCCACACGGGGCACCAUCGUUCCAAUGACCUGGAGGAGGAGGUGCAGAGACUCUCUCAGAUGGUCCUGGACAUGCAGUCCAGAAUGACGGACAUGUCCGCCAACCUAAGGAUGGACUUCCAGGAAGACGCCAGCAAGAUGUUUCACACGCUGCUCAACGAUCUACAGCAGCCCAUCGGGGCGCGAGGUGGAGACACCGAAACCAUCCAGGUGAAGGACGUCUCCUUCCCCGACGACGGGCUGCAAAUGGACGAGGUCAUGAACAGGAUAAGCCAGGUGUCAGAAGACCUGGAGACCAAGAGUAACACGCUGGACGACCUGCUGAGGCGCGUUGGUGAACACGAUGGACAGAUUCAUCUUCUCAUCGAAGCCGCCGACAAACCUCUGGCACCACCUUCUCCUGCUCCACCAGCCACUGAUCCAAACCUGCGUUCUUAUGUGGACGAGAAGAUCCAAGCUCUGAGGAAGGAGAUGAUGGAGGGCAUGGACAUCAAACUUGCCGACUUGAAGAACUCCUGUGAUUAUAAAUUAAUGUCAGUCAAAGAGCAGUGUGAGGGACAGGAGACGAACUACUUCAGUCUCACUGAGCUGCUGGACUCCAAGGAAACUGAACUCAGGAAUGAGAUCCAGGACUUGAGGGACAAGCUGGUGGAUCCUGUGAAGGAAGGGACACGGGUGUCUGACUCUGUUGUAGAUCGUGUAGGAAAUCUUGAGGCCAAUCUGAACUCAUCAAAGACCAUGGCAGAGAAGUGUCUCUCUGUUGGGAAGGAACUAAAGACAGAAAGAACAGAGAUCAUCAAAGACCUGAGGGACGAUCUGGAGGAGAAGAUCACGUCCUUGGAAGGAAGACUUUCUAACCUGUUGGUGGAGAGGAGCAUCGUUACGUCCUCUGAACUUCAGCCAGAAGUUACAAAUGCUCUGCAGAAGGAUGUGGAGGCGCUGAAGACCUCUGUUCAGACCAUUGAAGGUAGACUAAAUACGUCGGACAAAGUCAAGUCCAGUGCUCCGUGGGAUUUGAUAAAUCUAGAGCAAACUGUUCAGAGUCAUGAAGUCUCUAUAGGUGUCAUCAAGACUAUUAUCAGAGAAAACAGAAAUAACCUCGAGGCCAUGGAGAAACGACUCCUCAACUGCAGCCAUGGCAUGGAGGAAGUACACCGUGACCUGAGCUCAGUGGACAACCGCAUGGUCCGACUGGAAGACACUCUGUCCCACCUGGUCCAUCAGCAGACCUUUAACCCUACAGAGGCAGACCAGGAGCUGAAGAACCUGUUGGACUUAAACACAGCCCAGCAGGAGGCGCUGAGGGACCGCCUGGACAACCUCAGCAGGGACGUGACGGCCGGAGGUGAACAGUGUCGUGAGAAAACGGACCAAGUGGAGAAGGAGAUCGCUCACAUCGACAGCCGUAUCGUCAGCAUAGAGGACUUGUGCGGUAAACUGGAUCCUAUCUCUGGCAGCAUCCAGAGAAUCAAAGAGGGCCUGAACAAACACGUCACCGCCCUGUGGACCUGCGUCCACCAGCUGAAUGGAACAGUCCGAGCUCAGUCCAGAGAUAUCGGGACGUUGAGGGGAACCAGCCUGAUCCUGGAGAACCACGUCGCUGACAUAGCCAGAAACCUGGAGAUGUUAACGGGCAGCGAUUUGAAAAAGUCAGGUGUCCAGGUUGCCGUCGAGGACACGGGACUCUCCCAGGGUUCAAGUAAAGGCCUCCCGGACCCCGUGGGCCCCGAGGACCCCCUGGACGCCCUCCUCCCUCGACCACCUGUGAUAGAGAUCGGCGAGGCCGGGCCUCCUGGGAAAAUGGUCUCCUCCAAGUUGCCUGAGGGAACGAGUGGCAGCAUGACGAUCCAGGGCUUCGCAGGAGCUCCAGCUUCUCCAGUCAAACGGUUCGGGUCAGAGAAGACCACCGUGAGCCCAGUCUCAGGUCAGGAGGUGUCGUUCUCCGCCGGUCUGACCGUUCCACCGACCCCGGGGGAGAUCGGGACCAUUCGGUUCGACAAGGUUCUGGUGAACGACGGAGGACACUACGAUCCCAGCACAGGUGUCUUCACGGCCCCCACGGACGGACGCUACAUGGUGAGUGCCGUCCUGGCGGCGCCACGCGGCGAGAAAGCGGAGGCCGUCCUCUCGGUGUCCGGUCACAGCGUCCAGAGACUGGACUCCUCAGGAUUCUCCUCCGGGGCGGCGCCAUCGUUCCCACAGCAGCAGUGCAGCUGCGGCGGCGCCCCGUCCCUCAGCCUGGUCCUGGCGCUGAGGCGUGGAGACACCGUGGGACUGGUCCUGACGUCAGGACAGCUGGCCGCUCCGUCCUCGUCCUCUGAGGUACUGUCUUCCUUCAGCGCAGCUCUUCUUUACCCCAGUGCGUCACAGCGGUAGCCCUGCUGCCCCCCCCCAAACCCCCCCAGAGACUACUACUGCAGUACUUUGGAGUACUUUACAUCAUGGAGGCGACGACGAAUGCUAGAGGUAUACUUUAUUGUUUGAAGAGGUAAAAACAAACGACCAAAACGUCCAUGUUUCUAUAACAGGUUUUAAUAUAUAGGAUUGUAUUUAGUGACAUUAUUUCAUUGUCCAGUUUUGUCUACAGUUUAAGACUUUUAUAAAAAAAUAUAUUUUGUUUGAAGACAACACCUGCAGUGAUGCCCGUUUCCUUCAUCUGUUGCUUCCUGAUAAACAUACUUGUCGGAUGCCCACUGACAUCCGACAUGUCGGAUGUCACUGAUCCAAUCUGAUCCAAGUUUGUUCCAAUUUAGCAAACAAGUCGGAUGUCAGCGGACAUCCGAUUUGUUUGUUAAAUUGGAACAAACUGGAUCAGAUCGAUCCAAGUUUGUCGGAUGUCCACUGACAUCCGACAAAAACUUUCAGCCUCAGCAAACAAGUCGGAUGUGGACAUCCGACUUGUUUGCUGAGGCUGAAAGUUUUUCAUCCUCAACUGGAACAAAACAUUUUAAAGACGUCAAACUUGUUUCAAAAACAAAAGCUUUGUGUGU
Messenger RNA from Cynoglossus semilaevis (tongue sole), 4482 nucleotides. It is a transcript of the gene emilin2b, whose product is annotated as elastin microfibril interfacer 2b. Gene Ontology annotation, molecular function: protein binding. NCBI's taxonomy places the organism in Eukaryota, Metazoa, Chordata, Actinopteri, Pleuronectiformes, Cynoglossidae. The transcript is spliced from 8 exons. The record is from RefSeq and is a predicted model, not a curated record. The coding region runs from base 935 to 3868 and encodes 977 amino acids.